Molecule: messenger RNA, 927 nt
Organism: Acaromyces ingoldii
Lineage: Eukaryota; Fungi; Basidiomycota; Exobasidiomycetes; Exobasidiales; Cryptobasidiaceae
Product: alpha/beta-hydrolase
Exons: 4
Coding region: 1-927 (308 amino acids)
Biological process (GO): lipid metabolic process
Source: RefSeq, a predicted model, not a curated record
AUGAAGCUCUUCCACAACACUUUCCCCACACUUGUCAUUGCAAUCGUAGCGCUGACCUCCUUCGUCAGCAGCCACACACCUCAUCGCCGCCAGACACCAUUAUCCGACUUCCCACAGUACUUCCGCGCGGCCCAAUACGCUCAGGCAGCUGCUUGUCAUCCCAAACUUGGCCAGCACGUCGGCAAUGCUACGGUUGUCUUCCGCGAAGGCGACGGCCGCAGCGUCCCCUUCGCAUAUGUAGCCUACAGCAAGGUCGAUGGCAUCAUCAUUUCCUACCAAGGAACCAACACGUCCGACGUUUCUUCGAUUGCCAACGAUGUUGACCUUGCGCUCGUGCCUACUGGCGCGCUACUUCGCGAUUGCGGCAUCAGUAUACCCGCUUUGGUUCAUGACGGCUUUCAAAAAGCUUGGCUUGCCAGCAGCAUCAACAUCUCAGCUAGCGUCGAUGCACAGGUCAGGCUUCAUCCCAUGGCGCCCAUCGUUGUUGUGGGUCACUCUCUCGGCGGGGCUCUCGCCGCUCUGGAAUAUCUCUACGUCCACUGCCGCCACCCUGACAAGGUCAUCAGGGGCAUCACCUACGGCAUGCCUCGCGUAGGGAACUACCAUCUUGCGGAUGCAGUCGAUCAGAAGGCCGCACGCAGAGAGGGAGGGUUCUUUUCAAGAGUGGUCAACGGCAACGACAUUAUCCCUCAUCUUCCACUGAGAAUCCCCGUCAAAAACAUAUUUGGCUAUUGGCAUUCAGACGGCGAGAUUUGGAUCAACCCGGCCAACGGUAACAAGGUCGUUAAAUGCUCGGGUCAGGAGGAUCCUCGAUGUUCCGACUCCCUCACAUUCUAUGGAGCCGAAGCUCACGAGGGUACUUACUUCGGCGUAUAUCUCGGCGGGCCUAAGAUCUGUCCCGUUCCAUACAUCCACGAUACUCUAUAG